Molecule: messenger RNA, 9587 nt
Organism: Ceutorhynchus assimilis (cabbage seed weevil)
Lineage: Eukaryota; Metazoa; Arthropoda; Insecta; Coleoptera; Curculionidae
Source: the annotation of a GenBank genome assembly
UUUUGUUGUUGAUUUUCUCGCUAGUUGCCUGGUCCACAACAGUCGUUGGUUCGACGCUCAUCCGGAACAUUCAUGUUGGUUGAAAGCUACGCGUGUCCCUAUUGCCUUCUCACUCACUCCCACGCGUCGUAUCUAUCGUUAUCCUGCGGAAGGACAUGCUGUCGUGGUGCUAAAGUGCGAUAAGACUUUUGCGCGUGCAUCUCGAACGCACUUCGCUCAUCUAUUGUUUUCAGUUUUGUCGAAAGAAAAAUGCCCCUUAACGGCUGGCAUCAUCGACUGAGAAGCCGUACUGCGUGUUUUAUCCUAAUUUAUCUAAUUAGUUUAAGUACGGCCGAGCCCAACAAUAAUAGAUACACUAGAAAUUUUCGUGGAGAAGAUCAAGAUCAUCAGUCUUCUUCUAACUCACUAUCGCCUGGAGGGCCCAAUGUAUGUAGAAGUAGAGCAAGAACUUAUUGCUGUCCAGGAUGGCAAAGACAUGCAGCUUUAGGAUUAUGUAUUAUACCCGUAUGUUCGAGACCAUGCAGUCCAGGACAAUGUAUAUCGCCCAAUGUUUGUAUGUGUGAAGGCGGAACAAGAUCUGCCAGUUGUCAAAGCACCAAACAAGUAUAUGGAGGUGAUGGUAGAUCAUGUAGAGCUAUUUGUAUGAACGGAGGUACUUGCGUUGAUGGGCAAUGCAGCUGUGUAGCUGGAUAUACUGGAGAAUUUUGUACUGAACCAAUUUGUGAAGAACAAUGUAAAAACGGUGGAAGAUGUAUUGGUCCAGACCGAUGUGCCUGCGUUUAUGGAUUUGCAGGAAACCAUUGUGAAGUAGAUUACAGGACAGGACCAUGCUAUACUGGAAUUAGAGGCCCAUUGUGCGUUAACCAAUUGGAAGGAGUGGUUUGUACCAAAACCCUAUGCUGUGCCACAGUCGGAAAAGCAUGGGGCCACCCUUGCGAGCACUGCCCUUCACGUUUAGAAUGUGACACUGGAUUUUUGAAAAAUCAAAAGACUGGAGAAUGUGUCGAUAUCAAUGAAUGUGAAGCCAUUCCACAUUUAUGUUCCGGAGGUCAAUGUGUGAACAGCGUCGGAUCGUUCAGUUGUGAAUGUCCACCAGGUCAAGCAAGAAAUCCACAAACUAACAGAUGUGACGACAGAAAUGAGUGCGAAGACGAGGGUGUUUGUGAAAAUGGUGGCUGUGUCAAUACAAACGGAGGGUUCUUUUGUCUUUGCAAUCCUGGAUUUAUACAAAGUCAGGACAAGAAAUAUUGUAUUGAUGGCAGACAAGGUUUAUGUUAUACGUACCGAUCGCCUUCGGGAUAUUGCCGAGAUGAACUCCAAUACAGAUUAUCGAAGAAAGAUUGCUGCUGCGGCCAGCACGUAGGACAAGGAUGGGGCGAUCAUUGUACGCCAUGUCCUGAAUACGGAAACGAGGAGCAUCGUAAACUUUGUUCCACAGCCCAAAUCUACUAUUACACGGUGGAUGGCAAAAAUAUCAGCAGCGGCAGUCAAGUGCCAGAACAAAAAACCAAAAUGUUGAAUACUCUUGUUAACGAGUGCGCUAUCAGACCAACAAUUUGUGGACCAGGAAAAUGUGUCGAUCAACCUGAAGGAUACGAGUGCAUUUGUGAUCCAGGAUAUCGGAAAGGAAAAUCACAAGUGUGUGAAGAUGUUGAUGAAUGCAACGAAGGCAAAUGCGUCAACGGACGUUGCAUCAACACUCUUGGCGGUUUCAAUUGUAUCUGCCCGCCAGGAUUUGACGUUUCUCCAGAUGGUACCAUGUGUACCGACCAUGACGAGUGUGCUGAAAUUGGAAUGUGCACCAACGGAAUCUGUAUCAAUAUGGAUGGAAGUUUUAAAUGUCAAUGUAAAAACGGAUUUAAAUUAAGCCCGACUGGAUUUGCUUGUAUAGAUAUCGACGAAUGUUACGAAAACCCAAGAAUAUGCUUGAACGGAAGAUGCGAAAACACCGCCGGAUCGUACACGUGCCAAUGUUUACCCGGUUUCACUGAAUCUAGUGACAGAACUUUCUGUAGUGACAUGGACGAAUGUGCUACCACUGGUAUGUGUGAUCACGGCAGAUGCAUAAACAUGGAAGGCUCAUUUCGUUGCGUCUGCGACUCGGGAUACCGUCUCGGUCCAGACGGACGUCAUUGCCUGGAUAUAGACGAAUGUAUUAGCAAUCCAUGCCAAUUUGGAAGUUGUUACAACACUCCUGGAAGCUUUAGAUGUGAAUGCCAUUCAGGAUUCAGCUUAGGAUCCGAUGGAAGAUCUUGUUUGGAUACCAGAAGAGAUCUUUGUUAUCAAGAAUACAGAGAUGGUCAAUGCAUCAAUCCAUCCACUACAGCAGUAACAAAAUCGAGCUGUUGCUGUUGCACCAUAAUAAGUGGCAAGCCCAUGGCAUGGGGUCAAACAUGCCUACCUUGUCCCAUGCCUGGAACUACUGAUUUUGAAUUGCUUUGUCCUCACGGACCGGGAUCUACUUUUGAUGGUAACGAUAUUAACGAAUGCGCCCAAAAUCCAAACAUUUGCCUUAACGGAGCCUGUGAAAAUUUAAUAAGCACUUACAGAUGCAUUUGCAAUCCUGGUUAUGAAGUAGACGAAACUGGAAAAAUUUGCACGGACAUUAACGAAUGUGUCGUGGAUGAUGUGAUGUGUGGUGGAGGCCAAUGCAAAAACACCCCAGGCAGUUUCCAGUGUAUUUGUCCUACAGGCACUCAACUUAAUCCGCACAAUUUCGCUUGCGAGGACGUGGACGAGUGUAAGGAAUUAGGCCCUGAAGCUUGUUUCAAUGGAGAGUGUAUUAAUACAGUUGGAUCGUACAGGUGCGAAUGUGAUCCUGGCUCCGUGUUGGAUAACACUGGAAGGAUUUGUAUUGAUAACAGAAAAGGAUCGUGUUGGACCAAACUCAACCAUGGUAGGUGCGAAAAUAACUUGCCGCAGCUUAGCAGAAGAACAGAGUGCUGUUGUUCUAUUGGAGUAGCUUGGGGAUCACCCUGUGAGCGUUGCAACAGAAACGAAUGCGAGUGUCCACGAGGAUACACUAAAGCUGAUGGAAAAGCUUGCACUGACAUCAACGAGUGCGAUUUGAAUCCUGAUAUUUGCCGUGGAGGUGGUACUUGUGUUAAUACCGAUGGCAGUUUUACUUGUACUUGCUUACCUGGAUUAACUAUGGAUGAUACAAGAACUCAAUGUUUGGAUAUGAGAGAAGAACAGUGCUUUACCAAAUACAAGCAUGGAAAGUGCACUUAUGCUAUUGAAGGUUUAUUCCAUAAGGAUUUAUGUUGCUGUUCUUCAGUUGGUAGGGCUUGGGGCAGUAAAUGUGAGCCUUGUCCUAGAUUGGGAUCGGCUGCUUAUGUGGAACUAUGUCCUAAAGGUUUAGGUUAUUUGGACAGAAAAGAUAUAAACGAGUGUACAGAAUUUCCUGGAAUGUGCCAAAAUGGCAGGUGUAAAAAUACCAUAGGAGGCUACAGCUGUAGAUGUAAUAAAGGAUACGAUUUUGAUGAUAAUCGCAUUAAAUGCAUAGAUAUUGAUGAGUGUAGUAUCACGACAACAAACGUAUGUGGUGAGGGUGUUUGUAAAAAUACUGCUGGAGAUUUCUACUGUGAGUGCAACGAAGGAUUCAGAACUUUGCCGCCUAUGCAGACUUGUAUGGAUAUCAAUGAAUGUGAAGAAAUUCCAGGAUUGUGUAGAGGAGGUAGAUGUAGCAAUACCGAAGGUUCUUACAAAUGCGAUUGUCCUCCAGGCCAUGAACUAGCUUCAGAUAAACAAUCUUGCAAGGAUAUCGAUGAAUGUUCUAGAACUAGUGGUAUAUGCUCUAACGGUGUAUGUGAGAAUAUGAUGGGAACUUACCAGUGCAUUUGUAAUGAAGGUUAUCAACAAACUGGCCUUAAAUCUCAUUGUGAAGAUAUCGACGAAUGUGACUUUGAGCCUUGCGACGACGUCUGCGUUAACAUCCCAGGAAGUUUCUCUUGUUCUUGUGGAACUGGCUAUCAAUUGAAUCCAGAUGGAAAAAGCUGCUCUGACAUUGACGAAUGCAAAGAUAAUCCUAGAAUUUGCAAUGGAGGCAAAUGUACAAAUACGAUUGGCAGUUUUAUUUGUCAUUGUACUGAAGGGUUGCUAGCUGGACCAGCUGGAACUUCUUGUCUUGAUAUUGACGAAUGCAAAGUAAAUCCAAAUAUAUGCGGCGCAGGCGAGUGUCACAAUACAUUAGGUUCGUUCCAAUGUCGGUGUGAAGAUGGGUAUUCAGUAAAGCCUGAUGGUGGACUCAAAUGUACAGAUGAUGACGAAUGCUACUUGGGAACGUAUAAUUGCGAUGAAAAUGCGGAUUGUAUCAACAACCCAGGUUCAUACCAAUGCAGAUGUUUGGAUGGAUUUACAGGGAACGGAAUAAGUUGUAGAGACGUCAACGAAUGCUUGACAAAUAAUGGUGGUUGUGAUCAAAAUGCUCAAUGUAUUAAUAAUGAUGGAUCGUUUAGAUGUGAAUGUGAUUCAGGCUUUAAAGGAGAUGGUUAUUCCUGCAUAGAUAUAGACGAAUGCACAAACGACCCCGGCCUCUGUGAAAACGGUCAGUGUCUCAAUUAUCCAGGAUCGUUUAGGUGCGAAUGCGAAAUGGGUUUUAUGCAUCCCAGCGAAGGAAACGAUAAAUCGUGUGUGGAUAUCGACGAAUGCGAUAUGUUCAAUAACUUGUGUGUAUUCGGAACCUGCGAGAACACAUUGGGAAUGUUUAGAUGUGAAUGUCACGAAGGUUACAAACUAGAUGGAUCUGGAGGAAACUGUACUGAUAUCGACGAAUGCGAAAGUCCUCAAUCCUGUCUUUACGGUGAAUGUAGCAAUUUGGAUGGUAGCUUUAAUUGUUUGUGUCCACAAAACUACGAAUUGGUUUCCGAAGGAAAUGCUUGCAUAGAUCGCAGAACUUCAAGAUGCUACCUUCACGUCGAAAGUCAGGGAAGAUGUGACCUACCAACUGCCGAUUAUGUUACAAAAGCUUCUUGCUGUUGCUCGGUAGGAAAAGCUUGGGGGCCAAGAUGUGAACAUUGUCCUAAUCCUAACAGUAUCGAGUAUCAGCAAUUAUGUCCUGGCGGACAAGGUUACAAACCUAACGACCUUACUGUAGUCCUAGAAGACAUUAACGAAUGCGAAGAACAUGAGAAUAUUUGCGAAAAUGGUCAUUGUACAAAUACUUUUGGGAGUUUUAUGUGUUCGUGUAACGAAGGCUUUAGGCUGGAUGAUUCUAAAACAACUUGCCUAGAUAUAAACGAGUGCGCUGAAAAUCCUAAUAUUUGUCCUGUUGGGGAAUGCGUUAAUGAGCAUGGAAAAUAUUAUUGUCAGUGUCCUGAAGGAUAUAUGCCAUUACCAGGAAGAAGAGAAUGUGUGGAUAUGCGUAAGGAUAUAUGCUAUCUUAACUACAGCAGAUGGCAAUGUGCUACACCGAUGACACAAAAUCAAACCAAGAAAGUAUGUUGUUGCUCCAUGGGUCAAGCGUGGGGCCAGCCUUGCGAACCUUGCCCAAUACAAGGCACCAGCGAGUUUUUGUCUUACUGCGGCAACGUUCCGGGCUCCUUUACCAACCCCAUGACAAAUCAAUCAACAGAAAUCAAUGAAUGUGAAGUUAUGCCAACAAUGUGCAGCCAUGGGCAAUGCAUGAAUACUCCUGGCAGUUUCGAGUGUCUUUGCAAUAGAGGCUACAUCUACGACAUUACGUCACAUCAGUGUAUUGAUGAUAAUGAGUGCAACAGAAACCCUUGCAGUGGAAAUGCUCAAUGUAUUAAUCUACCAGGCAGCUUUGAGUGUAAAUGUCCUGAAGGGUACAAGCAUGGGUCUACGUUUUUGGAUUGUGUUGAUGUCAAUGAAUGUAUUGAAAAGCCACAAGUUUGUCAAAGCGGCGAAUGUAAAAACCUACAAGGCAGCUUCCAAUGUCUCUGCGAUACAGGCUAUCGACUAACUGCUACAAGGGAUAGCUGCGUGGAUAUAGACGAAUGCGCUAGGCAUCCAAACAUCUGCAACAACGGCACUUGCAUAAACCUAAUCGGCAGCUACAAAUGUCACUGCAACGCAGGCUUUAAGCUCAGCAAUAACAACGAUUGCGUCGAUAUCGAUGAGUGUCACAUGAUGCCCUUUUUGUGCAGGAACGGUAGAUGUCGCAAUAAUAUAGGUUCGUUUUCUUGUGAGUGCGCUUCCGGCUAUACUCUAUCAGUGGAUGCACAUAAUUGUAGGGAUGUGGACGAAUGUCAUGAGGCUUCCGGCACGUGUCCACCUCCAGGCAAAUGCACCAACGUGAUGGGUUCAUUUAUAUGUACCUGUCCAGAUGGAUACGAGCUAAGUUCGGUUACAGGAUUAUGCGAAGACAUUGAUGAGUGCGCUGUAAAUGCAGGAAUAUGCGAAAAUGGCCAAUGCGUUAAUACGGAUGGUGGAGCUUUUUGCACUUGUCCCGAUGGAUAUAUUUUGGAACAAAGCACCAUGACUUGUAUAGAUGUCAGGCAAGACCAGUGUUAUGACUCUUUCACAAAAGGUACCUGCUCAGAGCCUAGGGGAAUGCAAAUUACUGCUAAAGAAUGUUGCUGCUCAAAAGGAGCAGCAUGGGGAAGAUAUUGCGAAAAAUGUCCCCUAGAAGGAUCACCCGCUUUUCAAAAGAUGUGUCCCGAAGGUCCGGGCAGAAUGGACACCGGAAGCGACCUUAACGAGUGCGAAUUGAUGCCAAAUGCUUGCGAGGGCGGCGACUGUGUUAACACUGACGGCUCGUUCCGUUGCGACUGUUCAACUGGCUACACUUUGGACGGAACUGGCAAAAAGUGCGUCGACGAAAACGAGUGUUACAUUAACCCGAACAUUUGCGGGAACGGCACUUGUUCCAAUUUGAUAGGCGGGUUCGAGUGUGGGUGUAAUGAUGGAUUCGCACCCGGUCCUAUGCAGGUUUGUGAAGACAUCAAUGAAUGCCAAGAAUUAGGCAACCAAUGUGCCUUUAGGUGCCACAACGUUCCAGGUUCCUUUAGGUGCAUCUGUCCUUACGGAUAUGCUCUGGCUCCAGAUGGAAGACAUUGUCAAGAUGUCGACGAAUGUAAUACUCCAGCUAAUAAUUGUCGCUUCAUGUGUAAAAACUUAGUAGGAUCUUUUAUGUGUAUUUGUCCCGAGGGCUACACCCAAGUGGGUUAUGGAGAUGAUUGUAGAGACAUUGACGAAUGCGACACCCAGCCUGAUUUAUGCGAAAACGGACGCUGUAUCAACUUACAGGGGUCCUUCAGAUGCGAUUGUUAUGAAGGAUUUGAGCAUAGCGAAGACGGAAAGCGUUGCAUCGACCAUCGCGAAGGAUUCUGCUACCGCAACCGACAAUGUACAAACAGAUACGAGCACGCAUUUAAAUCAACAAAAGCCGAUUGUUGUUGCUCAAUGGGCGAAGCUUGGGGUCCGCGAUGCGAAGCAUGCCCUACCAGAUAUUCUGUGGAAUACCAAGAGUUGUGUUUGGAAAGUGGAUUUUUGAUCACUGGAGAAGACAUUAAUGAAUGCGAAACGAUACCAGACUUGUGCAAAAAUGGACGAUGCAUCAACACAUUGGGAUCUUAUAGGUGUAUUUGUAAUAGAGGUUUCAAAAGUGAUGGAUCCGGACUCAACUGUAUUGAUAUCAAUGAAUGUGAUCGUUCUCCUUGCCAAUUCACCUGCCAAAACACUGAAGGCAGCUACAUUUGUUCAUGCCCCAGUGGUUAUUUGCUAAAUGCUGACGGAUUGAAUUGUAGAGAUUUGGACGAAUGCGCUACCGGACAACAUUUGUGUCAGCAAAACUGUAUCAACACUGAAGGUAGCUACAAGUGCUCCUGUGAUGACGGUUACACCCAAGUUGGAGACAAAUGUGAAGAUAUUAACGAAUGCGACAAGGCAGGCUUUUGUCCCAAGCCGGGCAGGUGCGUCAACACCCUCGGGAGUUUCAAGUGUAUUUGUCCCAGAAGAUUUAAACUGGACUCUACGGGCACCUAUUGUACCGACGCUGACGAAUGCAUUGACGAUACCAAAUGUGCUGAGGGCUGUCAAAAUUUGGUUGGAGGAUACAGAUGUGGCUGCCCAGAUGGUUAUUCUCUUAAUCCCUAUUACAAUCAAUGUGUGGACAAAAAUGAAUGCCUGAACAGCCCUUGUGGAGGUACAGGCAACUGCUUCAAUACUCCUGGAAGCUUCAGGUGCGGUUGCCCUGAGGGAUACCAAUUUGAUCCUAGAUUGAACAUUUGUGUACAGUCGGCACCCGAAUGUAUGGGAGCUCCAUGCGCUUUCGGAUGUUCAUCCAGCGGAACCGGUUUCUCUUGUGGAUGUCCGCAAGGAUACACCCGUAUCGGACAAGGACAUUGUCUGUCAACUGUCACCCCUGUUAUGGCUGGCUACGAUAUAGGAGAUGUACCAACUUAUCCUAUCGAUGAACGAUAUGCUAGCGGAUCAAAGGACAAACUUAUUACUACUGAAGGAUGCUUUUCUUGUCAGCUCAAUGGCAGGCAUCGUAGGGAUUCUAGGCUGCAAUUACUAAAAUCAGGCCGUAACGAUACUAUUGCCUAUUUAUUCAGAAGAAGGAAGUUGAAUAAACGCGUGCGCAGGCAUAACUAUGGCGAAGAGCUGGAUUUGAAAAUUUCUCUGGCACAGACGAAACACAAAAUUAGGAUAAUUAAAAUACAGCCAUCUGUAAAGACACCAAUGAUUUAUAAUAUAGUCAAAGGUAACGAACACAACAAAUUCGAAUUGAUUAACAAACACGGGGUUUGGGCGUUACAUUUCAAAAGGCGUCUUAAAAAACCUGGCCAAUUUGAUCUUCAUAUUCAUGGAAAACCUAUAGAAAACGAAAACGCGCCAUCUGCAGAUAGUAAUCAAUACGAAAAACCUCUUACUUUGAGGGUAAGAAUAGUUGUUACUGACUAGGUUUGAAAAAAAUGUUUUAGGUAAUUUAUUAAUUAUAAAAAUUAACAUUUUAUUAAGAUUUACUGCCAUAUUUUGGAAAUCAUUGUGUUCUCGGAAUGGUUUUCGACAAGAACCUUUUUUUUUUAAAUAUUGCUUUCUUAUCCUGACAUUUUUCAGUAAUAUUUCCAUAUUCCUCUCUGAGUAAAUUUAUAUUUCAAGCUUUUCUAAUUUGUUUUAUCUGUCGAAAAUUAUUACUAAACUUACUGCCAUAUUUUGCUUUACUCGUAUCAUUAAAAUAAGAUGUGUUCAUUCUAGCUAAAUUUAUUAAAUACAAAUUUUAGUUAACCAAUUAUUUACAUGAUGUUGAAAUUGGUGUUAUAGUAUUACCAUUCAUUUAGGAAUUAAGUUAAGGAAUUAAUUAUUAACGUUGUAUAUUGUUAGAUGCGUUUUAAUUUUUUUUUAAUUAUGUUGUACAAAUUUUCUAUUUUAAGUUACCUACCACACACAAUCUUUAUUUCAUUUCGACUAAAUUGUAAAGAGGCUUUGAUCUAAUAAAUAAAAAAAUAAUAACUCCAUUGUGUUUAAUUUUAUAAAUUAUUUGUUAUACAUUUCUUAUAAGAUGUUAUUCUCGCUUCUUAGUUGACUUUUUUCUACCAGCAGAAUUUUCUCCGGCUUCAGUUGAUUUCUUGAAUUUAUUAAAGCUUUUUUCACUGACGUUUUCAAUGGCUUUUGCUUUAUUU